This is a messenger RNA of Corylus avellana, 995 nucleotides long. RefSeq names its product Ribosome recycling factor. The record is from RefSeq and is a predicted model, not a curated record. Gene Ontology annotation, biological process: translation. Gene Ontology annotation, molecular function: ribosomal large subunit binding. Gene Ontology annotation, cellular component: mitochondrion. Lineage: Eukaryota; Viridiplantae; Streptophyta; Magnoliopsida; Fagales; Betulaceae.
AGGGUUUAUCAAAAAUCUAAAACCCUAGGAAUCAGACUCGGGGAAGAAGAAGAAGAGCAUGAAACUCUAGAGGCUAGAUCCAUGUCGAUUUUUCUGAGACGCGCAUUCUCCAAUCGAAACCUCCUUCUCCUCCGAAGCUCCUCGGGCCUCCAUGGCGGCGAGCUCCGUCAAGUGAUCAGCUGCUCUUCUAACAAUGCCAUGAGCUCCGAGACUCAUCACAGUACUCUCACUCUUUCGGCCGUUUAUUUCCUCAGAGAAUCUCGCAGAGGCUUCGCCAAAGGACGCAAAUCUAAGGAUGAUGAUGCUGCAAGCACUAUUGAAGUUUCCCCUGAUAUUGGACCCACUAUUAAGGCAAAUGCUGCCUCGCAGAUGGAGGCGGCACUAGGUGCAUUAUCAGGAGAGUUGACCAAACUAAGAACAGGAAGGGCAUCUCCAGGGAUGCUUGACCACAUUAUUGUAGAAAUUGAUGGUGUAAAGAUGCCCUUGAGUCACUUAGCUGUUGUUUCAGUCAUGGAUUCCAAAACAUUAUCCGUAAAUCCUUAUGAUCCAAAUACCUUAAAAAAAUUAGAGAGUGCCAUUGUUGCAUCUCCAUUAGGCUUAGCCCCCAAAGUAGAUGGUGAGCGGUUGAUUGCGGUUAUUCCAGCAUUGACGAAAGAGCAUAUACAGGCUGUGUGUAAGGUGGUUGCCAAGUCUUGCGAAGACGCCCGACAAAGUAUUAGAAGGGCUCGCCAGAAGGCAAUGGAUACAGUGAAGAAAUUGUAUUCACAUGCCCCUAAGGAUGAUAUAAAGAGAUUGGAGAAAGGAAUCGACGAGUUGACCAAAAAAUUUGUCAAGUCCGCAGAGGAUAUGUGCAAGGCGAAGGAGAAGGAGAUCACUGGAGGCUGAGUUCUGGAUUUCCUUUGCAGGAGUACGCAGACUUUUAAGAUCUCAAAUCAGUAAAAAGUCCUUUGAAUAUCAAAUAUUUGGUGAUCAAUUCCAUGAGUGAGAUUUUGUCA